GCUCCCGGCGCGGGCAGUGCGGCGGGUUUCGGCGGGCUCCGGAGGUGGGGCGGCGCGGGCGGAGGACACAUGGUGAUGCUGUCUCAGAGCCAGAACAAUGAGUGAAUUUCGGAUCCACCAUGAUGUCAACGAGCUGCUCAGCCUGCUGCGCGUGCGUGGAGGGGAGGGGGCCGAGGUUUACAUCGACCUGCUGCAGAAGAACCGGACCCCAUACGUCACCACCACCGUGUCUGCGCACAGUGCCAAGGUUAAAAUAGCGGAAUUUUCUCGUACUCCAGAAGACUUUCUAAAGAAAUACGAUGAACUGAAAUCUAAAAACACACGGACCCUUGACCCGCUGGUGUACCUGCUGUCAAAGCUCGCGGAGGACAAAGAGACGCUGCAGUACCUACAGCAGAAUGCGAAGGAGAGAGCUGAGCUGGCAGCCGCGGCCGCCGCCAGCAGCACCACCAGCCUCGGCGCCCCGGCCCCAGCCGCCAGGAUCUCCCUGCAGGAGCUCGAGGAGCUGAGGAAGCAGCUGGGCAGCGUGGCUGCAGGCUCCACGUGGCAGCAGUCUCUAGAACUUACAAGAAAAAUGCUCCGCGACAAGCAGAACAAAAAAAACUCGGGCCAGCGCCUCCCCGUCUUCCCGGCGUGGGUGUACGAGAGGCCCACGCUGGCUGGGGACUUCCUCACCGGCUCGGGCUUAAGCACCGACACCACUGUGCCCAUAGGCUCGCUGCCCCUGGCCUCCCAGGAGGCGGCCAUCGUGGAGGACCUGCUCUACGUGCUGGUGGGCGUGGACGGCAGGUACAUCACCGCCCAGCCCCUCGCCGGGAGGCAGAGCCGGGCCUUCCUGGUGGACCCCAACCUGGACCUGUCCGUCAGGGAGCUGGUGAACAGAAUCCUCCCUGUGGCUGCCAGCUACUCCACCGUGACCAGGUUCAUCGAGGAGAAGUCCUCCUUCGAGUACGGGCAGGUGAACCAGGCGCUGGCAGCCGCCAUGCGGACGCUGGUGAAGGAGCACCUGACGCUGGUCUCGCAGCUGGAGCAGCUGCAGCGGCGGGGCCUGCUGUCAUUGCCGAAGCUCUGGUUCCACGUGCAACCCGCCCUGCGCACUGUGGACGUCCUGGCCUCCCUCGCCACCUCCGUGGAUAAAGGCGAGUGUAUCGGGGGGGCCACCCUGAGCCUCCUGCACGACCGGAGCUUCAACUACACGGGGGACAGCCAGGCGCAGGAGCUGUGCCUCUACCUGACCAAGGCCGCCAGCGUGCCCUACUUCGAGAUCCUGGAGAAGUGGAUCUACAGGGGCAUCAUCAACGACCCGUACAGCGAGUUCAUGGUCGAGGAGCACGAGCUGCGGAAGGAGAAGAUCCAGGAGGACUACAACGACCGCUACUGGGACCAGCGGUACACCGUGGUGCAGCGGCAGAUCCCGUCCUUCCUGCAGAAGAUGGCGGGCAAGGUGCUCAGCACGGGGAAGUAUCUGAACGUGGUCAGAGAGUGCGGUCACGACGUCACCUGCCCAGUGGCCAAAGAGGUCAUCUACACCUUGAAGGAGCGGGCAUACGUGGAACAGAUUGAGAAGGCGUUCAACUACGCCAGCAAGGUGCUGCUGGACUUCCUGAUGGAGGAGCAGGAGCUCGUGGCCCACCUGAGGUCCAUCAAGCGCUACUUCCUGAUGGACCAGGGGGACUUCUUCGUGCACUUCAUGGACCUGACGGAGGAGGAGCUGAGGAAGCCAGUGGAUGACAUCGCGCCCACGCGCCUCGAGGCGCUGCUGGAGCUGGCCCUGCGCAUGAGUACUGCAAACACCGACCCCUUCAAGGACGACCUCAAGAUCGACCUGAUGCCUCAUGACCUCAUCACGCAGCUUCUGCGGGUUCUGGCCAUUGAGACCAAGCAGGAGAAGGCGAUGGUGCAGGCCGACCCCACCGAGCUCUCGCUGAGCGGCCUGGAGGCCUUCUCCUUUGACUACGUGGUCAAGUGGCCCUUGUCACUGAUCAUUAACAGGAAGGCCCUGACACGCUACCAGAUGCUCUUCCGACACAUGUUCUACUGCAAGCACGUGGAGCGGCAGCUCUGCAACGUCUGGAUCGGCAACAAGGCCGCCAAGCAGCACGCGCUGCAUUCCGCCAGGUGGUUUGCCGGUGCCUUCACGCUGCGGCAGCGGAUGCUUAACUUCGUUCAGAACAUUCAGUACUACAUGAUGUUUGAGGUCAUGGAGCCGACCUGGCACAUCCUGGAGAAAAACCUGAAAUCUGCCUCCAACAUCGACGACGUGCUGGGCCACCACACGAGCUUCCUGGACACCUGCCUGAAGGACUGCAUGCUGACCAACCCCGAGCUGCUCAAGGUCUUCUCCAAGCUCAUGUCUGUGUGCGUCAUGUUCACCAACUGCAUGCAGAGGUUCACACAGAGCGUGAAGCUGGACGGCGAUCUGGGCCGCCUGGCCCUGGAGCACGGCGCCGUGCAGCGGCCGCCCGCCGAGGCCGAGCGGGCGGAGGAGCGCGCCCGGAAGGUGGGGCACGCGGGGCCUGUCUUCCAGCACCUGGCGGAGCCCACGGACGCGCCCCCGCUGGCCCCCAGCUUCGAGGCCACCAUCAGCAAGUUCGACAAGAACUUCUCGGCGCACCUCCUCGACCUGCUGGCCCGCCUGAGCCUCUACAGCACCAGCGACUGCGAGCACGGCAUGGCCAGCGUCAUCUCCAGGCUCGACUUCAACGGCUUCUACACGGAGCGCCUGGAGCGCCUGUCCGCAGAGAGGAGCCAGAAGGUGGCCGCCCAAGUGCCUGUGCCGCGGGGGCCCCCGGCACCAGCGCCCAGGGUGGCCGUCCCCGCGCAGUGAGGCCUGGGGCCUCGCAGCCUCCACGGCGGAAGAGGGACGCGCGGCCAGUGGGUGCGGUGCCGCUAGAUGAGUUCCGGGUCUUGAAUCAGAUGUUCCCGGAACAAGCAUGUCGCGUGUGCUGUUGUGUUUAAGCAUAAAGUCUGGGUGUCGCCUGCACUCAGCUCAGGGUGCGCCCACCGUGUGCGACCUGCGAGCGCACUCGAGCAGGGCAGGGGCACACCCGGGGGGUUGUUUUUUUGGCUUCAAAUAAAGACAAAAUGCAUUUGAACAACAUCAAGGUAAUUGCCAAGCCCUGGCUGGUGGGGGGCUCAGUGGACUGAGCGCCGGCCUCCGAGCCCAAGGGUGGCAGUUUGGUUCCCAGUCAGGGCACAGGCCUGGGGUGCGGGCCAGGUCCCCAAUAGGGGCAUGCGGGA
Pteronotus mesoamericanus is the source of this 3240-nucleotide messenger RNA. RefSeq names its product tubulin gamma complex component 2 (gene TUBGCP2). The transcript is spliced from 18 exons. Lineage: Eukaryota; Metazoa; Chordata; Mammalia; Chiroptera; Mormoopidae. Gene Ontology annotation, cellular component: spindle pole; gamma-tubulin complex; centrosome. Gene Ontology annotation, molecular function: microtubule minus-end binding; gamma-tubulin binding. The record is from RefSeq and is a predicted model, not a curated record. Gene Ontology annotation, biological process: microtubule nucleation; cytoplasmic microtubule organization; mitotic cell cycle. Bases 98 to 2827 code for a protein of 909 amino acids.